UUCUGAUCCCGAUUCAGGAAAUGACACAGCGCCAUCUUCGUGAAGGUCAACAAUGGCUCGUCGGUUGCUGAGGAAAUUAAUUGUCGAUCUGCCGGCUCGGCCGCAGGCUGAUAAAGCAGUUUUAUCCAGAAACUUUUCAUCAGAGAGUCGUCUGGUGACUAUGAUUCCUGGAGAUGGGAUUGGACCUGAGAUCUCUGAUUCUGUCAAACAAAUAUUCAGUGCUGCUGGGGCCCCUAUUGACUGGGAAGAUGUUGAUGUUACACCAGUAAAAGGCCCUGAUGGCAAUUUCCGUCUUCCUCAGAAGAUUUUUGAGUCCAUGGAUAAAACCAAAGUUGGUCUGAAAGGUCCAUUAGCUACACCUGUGGGAAAAGGUCAUCAGUCCCUCAACUUGGCCCUACGAAAAGCCUUUAAGCUGUAUGCCAAUGUUCGUCCCUGUAAAUCCAUUGAAGGAUACCAGACUCCUUAUACAGAUGUGAAUUUGGUCACCAUUAGGGAGAACACAGAAGGGGAAUACAGUGGUAUAGAACAUGAGGUUGUAGAUGGUGUUGUACAAAGUAUAAAACUGAUCACAGAGGAUGCCUCUAGACGUGUGGCAGAGUACGCAUUUAAAUAUGCUCGUGACAACAACAGGGACACCGUCACAGCUGUGCAUAAAGCUAAUAUCAUGAGAAUGUCAGAUGGUUUAUUCCUCAAGUGUUGCCGGCAGGUGGCAGAGAGCAACAAGGAUAUCCGCUUCAGGGAGAUGUAUCUUGACACUGUCUGUUUAAAUAUGGUCCAAGAUCCAACUCAAUUUGAUGUUCUGGUAAUGCCAAACUUGUAUGGAGAUAUUCUCAGUGAUCUGUGUGCUGGUCUGAUUGGCGGACUAGGAGUGACACCCAGCGGUAACAUUGGAGAACAUGGUGCCAUCUUUGAGUCGGUCCAUGGUACAGCCCCUGACAUCGCCGGCCAGAACAAAGCGAAUCCUACUGCCCUCCUCCUCAGUUCUGUAAUGAUGCUGCGGUACAUGGGUCUAUCAUCGUACGGCGACAGGAUAGAAACGGCCGCCUUUGAUGUGAUAAGAGAGGGCAAGGCUCUGACAGGUGAUCUUGGAGGAUCGGCAACUUGCUCAGAUCUGACAGAAGCCAUCUGCGAGAAAGUGCAGGCUUCAGGUUAAAAAGUGCAACAUAAGAAGUUAUUUAUGAAAUUGUGUAUGAUUUACUACACAACAUUGCUUCGUCCUUAUCUUUUUUCAAACUUUUAAGUUCAUCAUCAAUCCUAAUGAAUUAUAACUUUUUUGAAUGUUUUGAUAAAAAACUGCAAAUAUAUAAAGCAAUUAUUUUCUUAUCGGAGAGAAUGAAAUGCUUGUUAAAUGGGUGAGUUAUAGUUAUAUUAAAGAAAAGAAAAAGAAAACGGGUAAAAUUUUACUUUUGUUUGUCGUCAGUAUUCUUCUCGUUCCUCUUUACUCCUUGCAGACCAAAUAGCAUACAUAUACAUGUAGAUUGGAUAUUAGAAUACCCGUCUUGUUCAGUGAAUGAAUUUUCUUAAUUUAUUUUAUUAAAUCUUGCUGUGUGCUAUUUCAUUAGGAAUACAGUUGUGAAACAUUUAUUUACCUGUAUCCUGUCACAGUUCAUAAGUUUAAAAUGGUUUUAAACCAAAAAUUGAUGGAACAUGAAAUAGAUUACCAGUAAUCAACCCCAGGUAUCUAUGGAUCAAAGUCAAUAAGAUAGGACCACAUACAUGUGCUUGAAGGGUCUACUUUGGAAAAUUACCUACAUCUUGUGUUAUUGUUUAUAAAGAUAUUUAAUUUAUUGCACACAGCAGAUUUAAUACCUUGUAUUGGUACUUAGUGUUAUUAUUUUGUCAAAUACAUGUACUAGUUUUGUGUCCCCAAACUCCCAAAGUUUAUGUUGUUUUUUAAUAAACCUGAAGAUCUGAGACAUGUAUUUGAUACAUUAAAUGUUGUUACCAGUUUGUGUAGUGUCUGCAGUAAUGUGUCAAAUAAAUAUAAGUUAAACAUAUUUAUAGAAAACAGGGACUUGAUUUUAUAUUUUGUGAUCUGCUUUUUUUGGUUCAAUUCAUCCCAUGUUCACUCGUAGUAUGUCUUACAUAUUAAAUACAUGUUUAUUAAAUGAUGCUUGAAAACACAACUAAUGAUAGAACUUGUGGGAACAUGUCACAGGAGGAACUACAAUGUAUCUGAAAUAUUUUAAGUACUGCAAGAUUUCUUCACAAAAACAUUAAAAGUAAAAGUUUAGACAUAAAAAAAAAAAAUGAAAAUUGUAUGGAGUUUCGAAACCAUUGUCGGAGCACUUUGCACUUACCAUCUUAAUAUUCCGUUACUGUUACAGCUGUAUGAUGUAAAAAGUGAAUUUCCUUUGCAAUUUUCUUUUUCAAACAAAACAUUACCAGGUAAAUUAAUUGGUAUCUGACAAUUGGAAAUAUUUUUUUAUUCAAUUUUCAAAUAAAUUAUCAAUUUUUUGUUACCCUAAAAUAUAGUUGCAAAUAUAUCAUAUCAACAACUAUCAUAUCUACAUGUAUUAAAUAUAUGACACAACUGAAACAAUUAACCCUUAUGUAUUUAGAUCUAUAAAAAAUAAUUCUAUGGCCAUAUACAAUAUUUACCAUACACAAUGUAUUACAGUUCUAAGAUGUGUUCAUAUGUAAACCUCGUGUAAGAUAUGUACACAAUUAAUACUCAGAUAAGUUCACUGUUUAUCUGUAUGAUAUCACAGAGGUACUACAAUGCAUAAUGUUAUGUAAGAUACAUGUAGCAAUAUCUGUGAAUACUGAUCAAUUUGUUGCCAUUAUUUUGAUAUGGAUAUAGAGGCAGAUUUUCGCAUGCUAUCCAUUUUUACUUAACUAGCAAAAAAUAUAAGUUUUCAAAUGUAAGUGACUUGUGCACCAUUACUGUAUAAAUUUAAAAAAAAUUUAAAGACAGUAGAAAAUGGUUUCUUGUGUUUACACACGAUAUUUGUCAUGUCUUGUCCAGCAAUGUUGUCUUUAGAGGACCUCAGCUGCCAAAGUUAGAAUAUUGGUGAGGUGGUGAUGAUGUAAGUGUAGUAAUUGUGUGGUUCUGGUUAUCAACCGUUAAAUAUGGGAGAGUUUUAAUUAUGUUGGAUAUCACAUUUUAUGUUUAUCGGUUAUUGUAAAGUUAUUUUGCAAUAUUUUAUAAGUUGAACAUGUUUAUUAGAUCUCCUCUUGAAUAAAAAAUCCUUGGUAGUAAA
This is a messenger RNA of Pecten maximus, 3203 nucleotides long. Its product is annotated as isocitrate dehydrogenase [NAD] subunit alpha, mitochondrial-like. Gene Ontology annotation, cellular component: mitochondrion. Lineage: Eukaryota; Metazoa; Mollusca; Bivalvia; Pectinida; Pectinidae. Gene Ontology annotation, molecular function: NAD binding; magnesium ion binding; isocitrate dehydrogenase (NAD+) activity. The record is from RefSeq and is a predicted model, not a curated record. Gene Ontology annotation, biological process: isocitrate metabolic process; tricarboxylic acid cycle.